Messenger RNA from Sus scrofa (pig), 6412 nucleotides. RefSeq names its product FERM domain containing 4B (gene FRMD4B). The record is from RefSeq and is a predicted model, not a curated record. Gene Ontology annotation, biological process: establishment of epithelial cell polarity. Gene Ontology annotation, cellular component: cytoskeleton; adherens junction; bicellular tight junction. Lineage: Eukaryota; Metazoa; Chordata; Mammalia; Artiodactyla; Suidae.
UCCACAUGUAAGUGAUAUCAUAUGAUGUUUGUCUUUCACUAACUGAAUUUAGUAUGAUAGUUUCUAGGUUCAGAAUGCAUGGCCUUUUCAAGUAGUGUUUAAGUAACGUAUUUCUUCUAACAUUCAACCUCUCCAAUUGAGAGUUCACAUGCCCGCAAUAAUUACUGACUCUGUUAAAUUCUUUACCACCUUCUCUACUGAUUUCACCGUGUGACCUGUAGAAGCAUCCAAACGUGGCACUGAAUGACGUCGUUUCAAGCUAUGGUGUCUUCCCCAAAUAGUACAUUAUAGUUCGAAGUAAUUGGAGUCUUUAAAAGGACUUGAAGUCAAGGCUACACUCUUAUUUCUGGGGGAGAAGAGUUUUUUUGGAGGAGAGGGUACCUCACCUUUUAUCUAUGUACAUAAAUUUUGCCUGCCAAAAUUUUUGUGCUUUGUAUAUAUUAUCUCAUUUAAUUCCUCCAAUACCCCUAGUGAAAUUGAGAUUUUUAUCCCCAUAUUACUGAGGGGCAAACAGAUUCUCCAAGCGGUCAGGUAACUUUCCCAAGAACAUAUAGUGACAAAACACCAAGUUUGUCUGUCUCGAGAACUCAUGUUCUUAGCCAUACCACACACUUACGUACAAUUCCAGAAGGUUCUUUUUUCAGAUGGGAGAAGCAUGGUACCACGUCACAAGUGCUUAUUUAACCAUUCUAAAAAUAGCAAGUGGAUUUAUUAUUUUUCCUGGAUUCUGUAUAUUUUUCUCUCUGCUUCACCUUGAAAUAUAAUGGAUUUUGAUUAUUCCCCACCCAGUCAGUAAUUUCAAUAGUAAUGAUUCUGUUAAAUGCAAACAAAGUAAAUCCUUUUUGGGACCAUAGUGAUCCUGCCAAGAUUUUCUGUGUCUGGCUAGCAUCACUGAUGGUGACUGAUCUUACGAAGGUUAUCCACUGGAAUUCUGAGUUUCCUUUUGAGUGUAAAAGCUAUUGGCAUUAAAUGGCUGUGAGUGGCACAGUUGAGUUAAAUCUUAUUUCUGUUUGCAUUCAUUAAGUUCCCUGCCCUGUUCAGAAUGCGGACAGAUUGAAGAGCUGAAAUCAAAGUUCGGAUUCUUAGAUGGCAUGGCCCAUCUCUGAAUUAUUAUCCAACUCAGACCAUGCAUUAUUAAUGAAGUAAACAACAUUUCAUCAUGUGUUUUAAACACGUUAGGAAGAGAGGCUUUUGGUGGCCAAAAAAAAUAGCAGAAGUUUUUGGUGGUUGUAAUUUUUUUUUCCCAUUGCUCUCCUGACUCAUGUUGAAAGGCUUUUGUUUCUAAUCAAAGCAACAAACGGUAAGGUCAUUUCCUUGCGAUUAUAUGGUAGCGGAAGGCGUCGGGGUUUUUAGGUCCCUACUUCCACCGGCUUGUAUUUGGAGAACACACACACACACACACACCACAAGCACUUAAUACAUGUGUUCUUUGUCCUGUCUGUUCUCUCCAGUCCCUUUAAAUGAGCCGAGAUCAUGGUUCAGAGAUGACAGAAGGCAGGCACUGCCAGGUGCACCUCCUGGAUGACAGGAGAUUGGAGCUGCUGGUUCAGCCCAAACUUCUAUCAAGAGAGUUGCUAGACCUCGUGGCUUCGCAUUUCAACCUGAAAGAGAAAGAGUACUUUGGAAUCACGUUUACAGAUGACACAGGUCAGCAGAACUGGCUACAGUUAGACCACCGAGUUCUUGACCAUGAUUUGCCCAAGAAACCAGGCCCAACCAUUUUGUACUUUUCUGUGAGGUUUUACAUUGAGAGCAUAUCGUUUUUGAAGGAUAAGACCACCGUGGAGCUGUUUUUCCUGAAUGCGAAGUCCUGUGUACACAAGGGGCAAAUUGAAGUAGACAGCGAAACUAUCUUCAGGUUAGCGGCGCUUGUUUUACAGGAAGCCAAAGGGGAUUAUAUCAGUGAUGAAAAUGCCAGGAAAGAUUUGAAGACACUACCCGCCUUUCCAACCAAAACCCUGCAGGAGCACCCAUCCCUUGCCUACUGUGAAGACAGGGUGAUUGAACAUUAUUUGAAAAUCAAAGGUCUGACUCGCGGUCAAGCAGUGGUUCAGUAUAUGAAAGUAGUAGAAGCUCUACCAACUUAUGGAGUCCAUUAUUAUGCAGUAAAGGAUAAACAAGGGCUACCUUGGUGGCUUGGAAUCAGCUAUAAAGGAAUUGGCCAGUAUGAUUUACAAGAUAAAGUGAAACCUCGAAAAUUAUUCCAAUGGAAACAGCUGGAGAACUUAUAUUUCCGUGAGAAGAAGUUUGCUGUGGAAGUUCAUGAUCCUCGGAGGAUUUCAGUAUCUAGAAGAACUUUUGGGCAAAGUGGCCUCUUUGUGCAAACGUGGUAUGCGAACUCUUCUCUCAUCAAGUCCAUCUGGGUAAUGGCAAUUAGUCAGCAUCAGUUUUACCUGGACCGGAAGCAAAGCAAAGCAAAAAUCCCUUCAGCCAGAAGUUUAGACGACAUUGCAAUGGAUUUGACGGAGACAGGAGCACCACGGGUCUCCAAACCGGUGACACUAGAGGCAAAAAGUCAGUUCAUCAUGGCAAGCAAUGGCAGUUUAAUCUCCUCAGGUUCUCAAGACUCAGAAGUUAGUGAGGAGCAAAAGAGAGAGAAAAUCCUUGAACUCAAGAAGAAGGAAAAACUAUUGCAAGAAAAACUCCUGAAGAAAGUUGAAGAGCUUAAGAAGAUCUGUUUGCGGGAGGCUGAGCUCACAGGCAAAAUCCCCAAGGAGUAUCCACUGAAUGUAGGUGAGAAACCUCCUCAGGUCAGAAGGCGUGUGGGUACCGCGUUCAAGUUAGAUGACAACUUGCUGCCAAGUGAAGAGGACCCUGCUUUGCAAGAACUGGAGAGCAAUUUCCUAAUACAGCAAAAGCUGGUGGAAGCUGCAAAGAAACUUGCCAACGAGCCAGACCUUUGCAAAACCGUGAAGAAAAAACGAAAGCAAGAUUACACGGAUGCAGUGAAAAAGCUUCAGGAGAUUGAAAAUGCAAUAAAUGAAUACCGCAUUAGAUGUGGAAAGAAACCCAGCCAGAAAGCAACUGUUACUUUACCAGAAGACAUAAUCCCAUCAGAAAGCAGCUCCUUGUCUGACACCACCACCUAUGAUGAUUCCAAUGACACCUUCAAUCUGUCUGGGCAGCGAUCAAGUUCAGUACCUCAUUCUCCAAGAAUUCUUCCUCCCAAGUCUCUCGGUAUCGAGAGGAUCCAUUUAAGAAAGUCGUCUGUCAAUGAACAGCUUGUGGAUACCAGACAGUCCAGAGAAAUGCUGUCAACACAUAGCAGUCCAUACAAAACUCUGGAGAGGCGGCCCCAGGGAGGGCGAAGCAUGCCCACCACACCUGUUCUGACCCGAAAUGCCUACAGCAGCAGCCACUUGGAACCCGAAUCGUCAUCUCAGCACUGCCGCCAGCGGAGUGGGAGCCUGGAGUCCCAGUCUCACCUGCUCUCUGAGAUGGACCACGAUAAGCCAUUUUUCUCCCUUUCCAAAUCCCAAAGAAGCAGCAGCACAGAAAUCCUGGAUGACGGGUCUUCCUACACCAGCCAGUCAAGCACGGAGUAUUACUGUGUGACACCAGUGGCCGGGCCCUAUUACACUACCCAGACUCUGGACACUCGCUCCAGGGGCCGGAGAAGGUCCAAAAAACAGAACGUUUCGACUUCAAAUUCAGGAAGCAUGCCCAACCUAGCACAAAAGGAUAGUUUGAGGAAUGGUGUCUACUCCAAGAGUCAAGAGCAGACAUCUUCCAGUUACUACAUUGCCGGGUACACGCCGUACGCAGAGUGUGAUCUCUAUUACAGUGGUGGCUAUGUCUAUGAGAACGACAUGGAGGGACAGUACAGUGUCAACCCUUCCUACCGGUCGUCAGCCCACUAUGGGUACGACCGCCCCAGGGACUACAGCAGGUCCUUUCAUGAAGAUGAGGUCGACCGGGUACCCCACAACCCAUACGCCACUCUCCGGCUGCCAAGAAAGGCUGCUGCAAAGUCAGAGCACAUCACCAAAAACAUCCACAAGGCCUUAGUUGCAGAGCACCUGCGUGGCUGGUACCAGCGGGCCUCUGGGCAGAAGGAGCAGAGCCACAGCACACAGACUAGCUUUGACUCUGACCGGGGCUCGCAGAGAAGCCUGGGCUUUGCCGGCCUACAGGUACCCUGUUCUCCAAGCAGCCGAGCAUCUUCCUAUUCUUCAGUGUCUUCUACAAAUGCUUCUGGAAACUGGAGGACCCAGAUAACCGUAGGGCUAUCUGAAUAUGAGACCCCAGCACAUCCUUCGUACACCAGCUGCUAUGGCAACAUCUAUAAUCCUUUGUCCUCUCCAGGCAGGCAAAGCCAAAGUCUUCUGUCCGGGAGAAUGGUUGUAUCUCCAGAAAUGAGAUCAGUUUUAAAUUCUCUUUUAAGUGUAGCCAGCUGUAACAGUACACAGAGACCAGUCAACUGGACGGUACAGAUGGAAGCCGGCUGGAGGACAGCCUGGAGAGUAGUGAGCAGAGGCUCUUUUGGCACGAAGACUCAAAGCCUGGAACAUUAGUCUGAACGGCAGUUGUGCCUCUGGACCACACACAGCACUGCGUCCUCACACUAGCGUGCCUUGCAGAACGUGUUCGUCUUCCCAGAGGGCUGCUGGCUUUGGAAACCUAGAGGCAUCCACGCCGGAAGAGAGGACUCACAUGGCCCCGGAAGUGAAUCACACACUAAGCCGCACAAAACCCCUGCACGACCACCCGCCUUUCCAAGUGCAGGCGCUAACCUCACAGAGCAAGGCCGGACCGCACGUGAGCCCCGGCCAAGAAGGACUCAGCCCUUAUCGAUAGCAGGCACUUUUUAAGGGAAUAAAAGUUGUGGAAGACAGACCUCAAAACGCUGAUAAGUGCGUUCAGGGACUCCAUAAGGAAGGAAAGAAGGACGGGAGAUUUCAGAGCACAAUUCAGAAUGAUGACAGAAGGGAAACCAGAAGCUCCUUAUAGUCACUGACGUUUGAAUUGGUAAGCAGGAGAAGAAUUGCAUACUGUGUCUACCUGGACAUGAGCAGUUUAGACAGUAUUUGAAAAUUACUUGAAAAGCUGGAUUUUCAUGAAGUUCUGGAUGAGUGUAAAUGUUUCUAGUCAAUGAUCAAGACUGAUGGUUUUCAUAAGCACCAUAAAAUGGGUUCUGGAAAGACUUAUUGCUGUAGCAUCCUGUAAUAUAACAUUCUGGUAGCAGAUUGGGGAAAAUGAAGCAGCCCAUUGAAUAACUGACAAACUCUGCUUGGAGAAUUUUCUGAGGUACAAUAUCACUGAGUUCCUUUCUUUCUUUCUACGCCAAUGGCAUUAUUAUUCAGGCUGGUAACUCUCCAACUCGGCUGUCAUUGAAGUGGUAAACUUGACAUGGAGAGUUUUUAUAAUCAAGAGUUCGAAAAAGUAUUUUAGGGUGAUACAGAAAGAACCCAACACAGCAUAAAGAAAAAAGAAACACACAGACGAAAACCACAUCAUUUAGAUGAAUUGCGUGCCUUAAAAUUGUGGACAUUAGAAAAUGAAGCAUAUUGUCUGGAUUCCACAGGUAGUUCUAAGUCACCAAGUGACAAAAACAAAAUUAGUUAUAAAAAACAAAAGCAAAAAAACCUCCAAGCUGCAGUAGAUUUAAUUAUGAGGCUAAAACUACCUCAUACUUUUUCUUGGGAGAACUAAUUCGCUGUGGUUUAUUAUAGGGUGUUUUGGUUUUGUUUUUGUUUUUGUUUUAAGCAACUAUUUCCAUAUUCCAGAUACAUCUUUUUUGUCACCUUUACUCUGCUUCAGAAUUCCAUAAAAGGUGCUCCUUCCAUCUCUUUUAUACAGGUUUCUUGUUCAUAUUGUGAAUAGAGAAGUUUCUGAACAACUUUUUGGGAACAUUUUCUACAUAUAUUCCAAAGCAUGUAAUAUAUACAUAAAGAUGAUUUGUUAAACUGGUCCUUAGUCAUUUGUAUUAUUAAAAAUGAAGUUUGGGGAAAAAAUUGGAAAACCGAAAGACAUGCAAAAAAUAACUUAUUUCUUUUUGCAUAUUUGUAUAGCCUUCUAGAAACAGAAAUACCUUUUGCAUAUUCUUUUACUGUUCUGACUUUUUAAGACCUAUUAUUAUUAUUUUUUUUACAUAGGUCAAUAAAUUAAAGGUGUGCUACUGAAAAUGUUUAUGUAUCCUUCCAUUUAUGUUCAGGGUUCACAUAAAGCAGUUAAAAGUGCUCUACUUCAAGUAAUCAGGCUGGAAAAGACUAAAAUUUUAGUUAUAGUAUUACCAUAUUUUAUUGAUUCCAAGAUGCCCAUUUUUUUUUCAUUUUGCACAUUUAUAUCUCCAAAAUCAGCAUGCGUCUUUUGAUUCCUGGCAUGUUCUAUUUGAGUUGGAAGUUUUUGUUUUUUUUUUCUUUCUUGGUGAUACAUAAAAUAUUGCUGUGCCUUAGAAUAAAGUUAUUUAUCU